CAAGCGACAUCCGUGAGUUGUUGCGGCCUGUCUCAGUGAGUGAGUUUUCGUCCUGUUCGUUGGUUCGAUCUGCGCUAUCGCUGCGUUGGAGGAUUUGUCUUCUGGCUGCUUAAAUUUUUCAGCCGUUCCAGUGUUUGUGUGUGUGUUUAUUAUCCAGCAGGAUAAAUUAUUGGUGAACAGAGAAAGGUGAAAAACAGUGUUGCGAAGCGCUUGAACAGUGAACUUUGACUUUCCAGAAAGUCCGAAACUCCUUAUCGGUGGCAUUUUUGAGCCGGAGCAGCAAGAAUCAACCCAACAGCGAACCUCAUCGUGCGAAGAUGAACAUUCUGGUAAUAUCGUUUCUGGCGGUGGUGUCGCUGACAACCUUCCCGGCCGGCACGUACGGUACGCCGGCCGCUAGCAGUGGCGCGCACGAUCCGAAGAAAUCGGUCGCCGCCGCCGAAGCCGCCCUGCCGGUCAACGACAACGGGCUGAAGGAGAUCUGGCAGGAGGACGACCGGGAGGUGCUGAUCCGCAACGAGCGCGGCACCAAGAACGGGGGCAGCGCGGCCGCCGGUAAGAAGAACCACAAGAAAGAGAAAGUUUCCCCUUACAGCUCACACCAGCAGCACCAGGAGCAGCAGCAGCACCAGCAGCAGCAGCAGUCUGCAACCGGAACUUCUGGCCGCAAGGGACAGAAGAAGGUGAAACCGACUGACGCGACCAGAUCGGAGCCGGCAGCGAACUCCCAGUGCCGCUACACCAAGGGACCGUGGACCGAGUGUGACGCCAAGUCCAACACACGUUCGCGAACCCUUUCGCUGAAAAAGGGCGAAUCGUCUUGCGUCCAGACCCGUACCAUCCAGAAGAAAUGCAAAAAAGCCUGCCGUUACGACAAGGGUGCCUGGUCCGACUGCGACAACAACGGACAGAUGUCCCGCACGGACAGCCUGAAGCAGACCAGCGAUGCCACCUGCCAGACGACGAGAGUGGUCAACAAAAACUGCAACCAGGGCAAGUCCAAAGACAAACAGAACAAACCACCGAAGGCCGAGAAGAAGGAGAAAGGUGUCCGCAAAAACCGCCAGUAAAUGCAUCACGAGCGCGUGUGCCAAACAACACACUCACUCCCUACGUUCUACAAUGUCUCAGUUUCUGAUCGGUGCAGCCGGUGCAGAUCCCGAUCCUUUCAUCCCCCCGGCGCAAAGCAAACAACAGCAGCACAACAUCAUCGCCCAAUGUGGUUACAAUAAGCUACAAUCGUCUUCUUUAAAAUAAAUACAAAACGGAAAGGAGAGCGAGGGAAAGGAAUCGAUGGGGUUAAGAAAAGAAGAGGAAAAAAACACAAACCCCUAGCUGCCCAUCAAUCCCAAGGAAUUGGGAUCGAUCUGUCUCCAGACGCCCUCCUGCAGCAUCCCCGUUUUUUCACUUACUUAGUUGCGAUGGAAUAUAGCAGGAGGAAGCGAGUGUGCGCGUGUGUUGUUUGAAUAAUUAGACUUACGGCGUAUGUGCGUGCGUAUGGUUCUUUUUUUGCCACGCCACCGUACCUCAGUUCCAUUUCCCUUUCAUCUUCUCUUCUUUCUUCGUGGGCGGUGCUGAGAUCGGUAGCGUUAUUUAUUAAGCAGAUUAGCAGAGAGACAGAGAAGCAUUAUAUCAUUCAUACGAACAGACACACACACACACACACUCACAACACAGAGCAUAGGAGCAACAUCAACAAGAAGCAUAACAGAUGUAAGCAUACAACAUAAACUAGGCAUUAGUGGCAAAUGUUUUACACCCGUAACAGGUUAGUUCGAAGAUGUGCAGAUUAUUAAAUACAUGCAGUACAUUUAUCGGUACGAUUAUAAAGUGCCAACACACACACACACAACACACAUUUCUCCAACACUACUUACUGCUGCAACAGAGCCGUGAGCAGGGUUCGUCGGGUGUGGGAUAUUUCGAUAAUUUCUAGCAAAUAAUAAUAAACUGAACGUCUAGACACCGACACUUUCUUGAAUGUCGUGUAGCGCUGCGAUGUAGUAUCAUACCGGCAAAUGGCAUUUUUCAGAUCUUAUGUCAACAAAAAAGCAGAAAUCAUAAUAAACGUAAUAAAACAACUGAAAUGAUUAAGUGAAACAAAACCACCUUGGGGUUCCUUGGGGGCACUUCCAACUAUCCAGCAGGGUCUGAAUGUGGUCUGGUAACAGUGUGGCCUGUCUUUUUAAAUAAAGAAACACUUUGAACACAAGAACCUCUGGCCCUGGCCGCCCUGUUCCGAAGAUUGCAGCCUAAAGCGGGACAUCUAAUGUGGAUCGUCCCGCAGAGUCUCGCGCUUUUAACGAUUCAAACAAGUCUGUCUGCCCAAAUGUACAACAGAAAACAGAAGGGUUUAUGUGUUGUCUGUGUGAGUGUAAACGUAAAGUAAUGUAUUUCUCAGAGGAAAUCCAAAACGCGGCUUUAUGCGCGGUAAGCAGGAAGAAGAUAAUACAACAAUGCAACAACGCACAACGCAUAACACAUUUCAUAAAUGGAAUCAAAUAAAUAAACGUUUUAUCCUUCGAAAGAAAAUGCAUUGAAGGAACGCAUAAAAACACACAAACCGAAAUCAAACCGAGACAAAUUCAUGCAAGAU
This is a messenger RNA of Anopheles arabiensis, 2596 nucleotides long. RefSeq lists its product as uncharacterized. The coding region runs from base 318 to 1070 and encodes 250 amino acids. The record is from RefSeq and is a predicted model, not a curated record. Gene Ontology annotation, molecular function: heparin binding; growth factor activity. NCBI's taxonomy places the organism in Eukaryota, Metazoa, Arthropoda, Insecta, Diptera, Culicidae. The transcript has 6 exons. Gene Ontology annotation, cellular component: extracellular region. Gene Ontology annotation, biological process: mesoderm morphogenesis.